Molecule: messenger RNA, 2304 nt
Organism: Phaeoacremonium minimum UCRPA7
Lineage: Eukaryota; Fungi; Ascomycota; Sordariomycetes; Togniniales; Togniniaceae
Product: putative quinate permease protein
Exons: 7
Coding region: 1-2304 (767 amino acids)
Biological process (GO): carbohydrate transport; transmembrane transport
Cellular component (GO): membrane
Molecular function (GO): carbohydrate:proton symporter activity
Source: RefSeq, a predicted model, not a curated record
AUGGCUUCCGGUAUUGGCGCCUUUGCUCUAGACGAGGGCCUUAUCGAGGCACCAAAGGGAAUUUCGAAGGUUGACAUCCGUGUCUACAAUACCAAUACCGACACACAAUUAAUAGAAACAGUAGAGGUUGAUGAAUUCGGCUAUUUUCAACCGGAAGGUGACUAUCAUAUUGGAGGCUUCAGCGGCUCUGGAAGUCGGAUUGAUGUGGCCUUUAUGGAUCCUGCUGGUAGCAUGACGAGGAAGCUCUUCCCUAGUGGGAAGAGAGAGGAGCGACUGGCCGUGAUGAUAGCAGGCAAAACGACGUCGAUCAAGGUCACAUUGAUUGAUGCCGCCAAUCCGUUCAUAUUUGUCGACCGUGCUACGCUGCCCAUCGGCAUGAGGUCACUAUCGCCAGACUCGACGGAAUUUAUUGAAGCGGUGGAGAAUGUUCGCAAAGCUGGAGCCGUCAGGUACGGAUUGGCGACAUCAGAGGAGGAAGCCGGCCGAGUGCGUGGAACACCCAAGAUUGCGCUGCUGAGCCCUCCUCCAACCGAGAGUAAACUCGAUAUAAGAGUUCUUGCUUUCAGCAUGGGCAAGCCACACCCCAGCCUACAGCUCACUGGCGCCGUCUGCCUUGGAGCUGCUCUCAGCAUUCCUGGAACUAUUGCUUCACGAUUGUCGAUAAUGAGAGAGAUGACGGACGAGCAGCCCCCUUCACCACCUAGUAGCGAUGAGGAAGCCGAACAAAGCGAAGAUGACUGCUCACAAGGAGAGAGGAUGUUUUUGAUCGGCCACUCAUCGGGGACAAUUGAUGUUGCAGUCAAGACGCAAUUCGGCAGUGGAGAUGAAGUCACGGUUGAGUACGCUAAGGACUGCGGUUUCCAAGACGUUAAUAUGAGGGCUUCACGGCAGAAUAUCGAAAUGGGUAUACCCACCCCCAAAGAGGUAUUCAACUAUCGAGUUUACGUUCUGGCUCUGAUCAGCAGUAUGGGAGCUGUAAUGUUCGGAUAUGACUUGGGCUUCAUUGGAACUGCAAUGGAGCUAGACUCCUUCCAGAACGACUUUGGUCUUGAGAAUGCUUCAACUUCUCGAGAAUCCGCUUUCAAAGCCAACGUAGUGUCACUACUACAAGUUGGGUGUAUUGUUGGCUCGCUAGCAGCCGGUCCUGUCAGCGACAAAUGGGGACGGCUGGUAACACUCUUCUUGACGGCCAUAUUCUAUAACGUCGGUUCGGCCAUACAAACUGGUGCUCAUGGCUCUGAGGGAAUGAUGCUGGCUGGCCGAUGCGUUGGGGGUGUUGGAGUCGGCGCUGCUAGCAUGAUUGUACCCCUUUAUGUAGCCGAAGCCUCUCCACCAACUAUUAGAGGACGGCUUGUGGGUAUCUACGAGAUCGGCGUGUCGAUGGGAACGUUGAUAGGCUUCUGGAUCAAUUAUGGCCUUCAAAGGAACCUUCCCGCAACUUCAACACAGUGGAUCAUCACUUUCGCCGUGCAACUGAUUCCUGGAGGACUGCUCAUGAUUGGCGUCUUUCUUAUUCCAGAGUCUCCCAGAUGGCUGGCGGCCAAUAAGGGUCGUGAAGCUUGCCUCCGCGUCUUGCAGAAGCUUCGUGGCAUCCCGCCCGAUCACCCCUAUCUGAUGGAAGAAGCCCAUGGCAUCUUCCAACAAAUGGAACACGAGAUGACUCUCUCUGAAGGAAAGAGCUUUAAGUCGUCAUUGAAAGAGAUGGCAAAGCCGGGCAACCGGCAGAGACUCCUUAUUGGUGCACUCAUGUUCAUUUUCAUGCAGAUGGCUGGCUCAAACGCAAUUAAUUAUUAUAGCCCUACAAUAUUCAAGAGUAUUGGUCUGACCGGUACGAACACUGGCCUCUUCGCCACCGGAAUUUACGGAGCAGUGCGAUUCGUGGCAAUUAUCAUCGCCAUGGUCUUCAUCGUCGACCGGUUUGGCCGAACGAGAACUCUCAUGGUAGGAAGCGGUAUAAUGGCUAUCGCUAUGUGGUAUAUUGGCGCCUAUGUCAAGGUCGCCCAUCCGCCCAGUAAAGGGGCUACACACAUCACAGCCGGCGGAUACGCCGCCGUCGUCAUGAUCUACGUCUACGCCGUUGGAUGCAAUAUCAAGUACGGCACGUACUUCCUCUUUGCAUCGAGCAUGACGCUUGCUAUUCCUUGGGUCUUCUUUUUUGUGCCAGAGACUAAGAAUUUGAGUCUUGAGGACAUGGAUGAGUUAUUUGGCCUAGAGGGUAUUGAUCACCUCUACUAUGAUGGGAAAGCUGGAGACGAUCAAGAGAAGGGAGAAAUAAGACAAGUUGAGCAUCCUCUGACUAAAUAA